AUGGCUGAGGUAGACCCAGGCGUCGAGUCACAGGCCAGGCAUGUGGUCUACUGUGGAGGUGAGUACCCCUGGGGUGUCAAUCCAUCCAUGGAUUACUGUGAAUUUGGGGGCACGGCCAAGAAGUGUGAAGAGUGGCUGAAGGAUCAUCAAUCCGAUCUAUGGGACCAGUUAUACUCCGGAGAUGCGUUGAAUGCCAACUUGUCAACCCUGUCCGUCUCCGCCCAAGAGCGGGCCGCAAAGGACGCCGCCAAGAAAGAAGCCAAAGCAGCCCUGGUGGAGGCCCGUGAUGCAGAGCGGAAGGCUGCAUCGAGGAUUCAGAUUAAGCGGGUGGAACGGAACAAGCGCAAGCAUGUCACCGUCAUCACAGGACUGGAGGUUCAUGGCUUAGAAAACAAAAAGCUCGCCAAGGAACUGGGCAAGAAAUUCGCCACGGGUUCCUCGGUCACCAAAUCCGCAGCCGGGGUCGAAGAGAUCACCGUCCAAGGCGACGUGAGCGACGAUGUGCGCGAAUGGCUGCUGGAGGUCUAUGGCAGCAAAGUCCCAGAGGCCAAUAUCGAAUUGGUCGAGGACAAGAAGAAGAAGAGUGGGACUGGGGCGUAA
This is a messenger RNA of Penicillium alfredii, 600 nucleotides long. It is a transcript of the gene tma22, whose product is annotated as putative RNA binding protein Tma22. Lineage: Eukaryota; Fungi; Ascomycota; Eurotiomycetes; Eurotiales; Aspergillaceae. Gene Ontology annotation, biological process: translation reinitiation; formation of translation preinitiation complex. The record is from RefSeq and is a predicted model, not a curated record. Gene Ontology annotation, molecular function: translation initiation factor activity; mRNA binding. The transcript is spliced from 3 exons. The coding region runs from base 1 to 600 and encodes 199 amino acids.